Molecule: messenger RNA, 660 nt
Organism: Glossina fuscipes
Lineage: Eukaryota; Metazoa; Arthropoda; Insecta; Diptera; Glossinidae
Product: transcription initiation factor TFIID subunit 3-like
Exons: 3
Coding region: 94-660 (188 amino acids)
Cellular component (GO): transcription factor TFIID complex
Molecular function (GO): protein heterodimerization activity
Source: RefSeq, a predicted model, not a curated record
UUGUCUAACAUUUUUGUUGUGUACACUUCCAAAAAUUCCGAAGGUUUCUUAUUUAUUGUAAGAAAAAUUUCUUACAAAUUACAGAAAGUCCAUAUGAUCGACGUAUAUAUGAAUGAGGUACUGCGUGUAGGAGUAGCCCAGAUAUGUCAAAACGUUGGCUAUGAUGCAACGAAAACUGUUGCUUUAGAGCUGUUGCAGGGUAUUUUGGAUAAGUUUCUGAAAAAACUCACCAGGGACCUGAGACAUCUCGUAGAACAUUAUAAUCGUACAGAAGCAAAUUUAAAUGACAUGGCUUUGAUUUUGCCAAACUCUGGCGUCAACCUCGACGAAUUAACGGAGUACGUUACCAAUGUUGAGCCAAUUCCAUUUGCAUUUGAAGUGCCGAAGUUUCCUCGAAGUAAAGCCGCAGGUGUAGGUUUCAAGAAACCGAGCAACAAAAAAGUCUUGUCAGGUCCCAUUUAUGUAAACAAGCAUUUGCUCGAAAAACUAUUACAAGAUUAUGAAAAACCAUUAAUAAAUCCUUUAGCGGCCAGUUCUAAUAACGAUUCCAGUUUAACUAAUGUCACUGACACUAGUGGUGAAAAUAGUUUUGAUCUCAGUUUAAAUGAUUGCAGUUCAGUUUCGGAUAAUGUACCCAGCUUAGGUGCUUUCAAACAAUAA